AUGCAGUUUCUAAAAGAGAAAAAGAUGAAACAAACCAUUCCCCAACCGAAAAUAGAGGAUGGUGAAGAAGUGACACAUGAAGCUACAAAAGCAGCAGUGAACAGAAGUGUGCACUUAAUUUCAGCUCUACAAUCAAUACAUGGCCACUGGCCAGCUGAGAAUUCUGGCCCUAUGUUUUUUUCUGCUCCUUUGGUCAUGUCUUUAUAUAUCACAGGGCAUCUCAAUACCAUGUUCUCAUCAGAACAUCGCAAAGAAAUUCUCCGUUAUAUUUACUGCCAUCAGAAUGAGGAUGGAGGAUGGGGAUUAUACAUAGGGGGUCACAGCACAAUGUUUUGCACAGCUCUCAACUACAUUUGUAUGCGUUUAUUGGGAGUAGGACCUGAUGGUGGCCUUAAUAAUGCUUGUGAGAGAGGCCGAAAAUGGAUUCUUGAUCGUGGGGGUGUCACUACCAUUUCUUCUUGGGGGAAGACUUGGCUUUCAAUACUCGGUGUUUAUGAAUGGUCAGGUUGCCAACCAAUGCCUCCAGAAUUUUGGCUCUUUCCUUCUUAUUUUCCCAUUCAUCCAGCAAAGAUGUUUUGUUACUGUCGAGUAACGUACAUGCCAAUGUCGUAUUUGUACGGAAGAAAAUUUGUGGGUCCAAUCACACCUCUAAUUUCACAAUUAAGAGAAGAACUCCACAUUGAACCAUAUAAUGAAAUCGAUUGGAGUACAAAGCGGCAUUUAUGUGCAAAGGAAGAUCUUUAUUACCCUCAUACAUGGCUUCAAAUAUUGCUUUGGGAUAGUCUUUACAUAUUUUCAGAGCCUCUCCUUAAUUGUUGGCCCUUUAAUAAGUUACGAGAAAAAGCUCUUAAAGUAACAAUGGAUCUCAUUCAUUAUGAAGACGAAAGUAGUAAAUAUAUUACUAUUGGAUGUGUGGAAAAGCCUUUAUGUAUGCUAGCUUGUUGGGUUGAAGAUCCAAAUGGAAUUCACUUUAAGAAGCAUCUUUCUAGGGUUGAUGACUAUGUUUGGGUUGGAGAAGAUGGAAUAAAGAUGCAGAGCUUUGGAAGUCAAGUUUGGGAUGCUAGUCUGGUUCUCCAAGCUAUGCUUGCUAGCAAUUUAUCUAAUGAAAUUGGACCUACAUUGAUGAAGGGGCAUAGUUUCUUAAAGAACUCACAGGUUAGGGAUGAUCCUCCAGGAGAUUUUAAAAAAAUGUUUAGACACAUUUCUAAAGGAUCAUGGACGUUCUCUGAUCGUGAUCAUGGAUGGCAAGUUUCUGAUUGUACUGCAGAAAGUUUAAAGUGUUGCCUAUAUUUUUCAAUGAUGGCACCUGAAAUGGUAGGUGAGAAAAUGGAAAGAGAGCAUGUCUAUGAUGCUGUCAAUGUUCUUCUAUCUUUACAGAGCAAAAAUGGAGGUUUUUCAGCUUGGGAACCAGUAGGAGGUGGAUUCUGGUGGGAGUGGUUAAAUCCAGUUGAGUUUCUUGAGGAUCUAGUCAAAGAAUAUGAGUAUGUAGAGUGCACUUCAUCUUCAAUCCAAGCACUUGUUCUUUUCAAUAAAUUAUACCCAGAGCAUAGAAAAAAAGAGAUUGAAAUUUGCAUCAGGAAAGCUGCAAAGUUCAUUGAAGAUAUACAAUACUCUGAUGGUUCUUGGUAUGGAAAUUGGGGAAUUUGCUUCAUUUAUGGGACAUGGUUUGCACUAUCAGGUCUUAAAGCUGCUGGGAAGAACUUCGAAAAUUGCUUGGCUAUUAGGAAAGGAGUUGAUUUUUUGCUUAAAACCCAAAGAGAAGAUAGUGGUUGGGGAGAGAGUCACCUUUCUUGUCCCAAUAAGGUAUACACACCCAUCGACGGAAAAGAAUCGAAUUUGGUAAAUACUGCACAGGCUUUGAUGGGUUUAAUUAUUAGUGGUCAGGCUGAGAGGGAUCCUACACCUUUGCAUCGAGCUGCAAAAUUGUUGAUAAAUUCUCAGCUACCAAAUGGUGAUUUUCCCCAGCAGGGACUAGCUGGAGUUUUCAUGAGGAACUGUAUGCUACACUAUGCAUUAUAUAGGAACAUUUUCCCACUGUGGGCUUUGGCUGAGUAUCGCAACCAUGUUUCACCUUCAAAAUAUGUAUCUUUUGAAUAAAAAAAAAAUCUAUAAGAAUAUUAUAUAUAAUAAAAUGUGUGAGUAUUUAGUAUAUUAGUAGUGUAUUUUUUUAUUUCACAUAUAGUCUUAAAAAUUGACAUGUAUUUCGUUUUUUGUAAAUAUUUUUUUUAAUAUUUUACUAUAUCUUAUAGGACACUUGUCAACCUGACAAUGUACCAAAUAAUUUUUCUAAUAAAAUAGUACAAUAUAUAUAAUUUUUACA
Messenger RNA from Gossypium arboreum, 2320 nucleotides. RefSeq names its product lupeol synthase-like. The transcript has 17 exons. The coding region runs from base 1 to 2097 and encodes 698 amino acids. The record is from RefSeq and is a predicted model, not a curated record. Gene Ontology annotation, cellular component: lipid droplet. Gene Ontology annotation, biological process: triterpenoid biosynthetic process. Gene Ontology annotation, molecular function: beta-amyrin synthase activity. NCBI's taxonomy places the organism in Eukaryota, Viridiplantae, Streptophyta, Magnoliopsida, Malvales, Malvaceae.